ACCACAUUUUUUACUAAAUGAAUCUCUUUAAUUCUGAUACAGACUGCACAGACCUCUCAGAUGUAAAGAAUCAAGAUUGCUGAUAUGAUUACCUCUGAAUUCUGUCUUUACCUUGACUGAAAACAACUAGAAGCCUCCCAGCUAUAUAUAGACACUGUCCUAGGCAACUUGUCCCGGGGCAUUCUGUGUUCAUGAAACCGGGAGGAAGAGCAUCUCCAGAAGUUAGAGUCAGAAAUGAGUGGAUCUUGUAAAAGCACUUCUCCCAAAAGGAUUAUCCACUUUGCUGAUGGAGACACCAUGGAGGAAUACAGCACAGAAGAAGAUGAAGAAAAAGAGGAACAGAACUCAGCAUGCGACUCUUGUAAGCCUUCAUGGGGAUCAUACAUCUGGUUUCGGGCAGGUCAAGUGGCAAGCAAUUCGAUUUCUACUUGUGAACUCCUUGGUGAAAGAUUUGCUGUCUUUUUUGGCCUCACUGAACCCAAAUACCAGUAUGUGCUGAAUGAGUAUCACAGAACACAAAAUAAGGAAGGUGAUAAGGAAAGUGAUGGGAAGGAAUCAAAGGCCCAGGAUGCUAAGGUUCCUGAUGAAAAGUGUCACCUGGGAGCUGGUGGCCAAGAGUAUGGGGCCAUCGCUUCUGGAGAAGGGCUGGAGGCAGAUACCAGCUCUUGA
Molecule: messenger RNA, 669 nt
Organism: Peromyscus eremicus (cactus mouse)
Lineage: Eukaryota; Metazoa; Chordata; Mammalia; Rodentia; Cricetidae
Gene: Fam177b
Product: family with sequence similarity 177 member B
Exons: 4
Coding region: 235-669 (144 amino acids)
Source: RefSeq, a predicted model, not a curated record